GUGUGUCGUCCAUUACUUUUCACGUGAUCGUCCACAGGACUUUCCGCCAGCUUUACGUGCGACGCUGAAUAUUGUCCAUAAUUCAUCGAUUUGAAAGCGUACUUCAACAUGCUUCGGAGACUAGCUGGGAUGCUAGGACAUACAAAACAAGGGGUCCACUUAUUGAACAAUUCUCGCUACAACAACGCCGUUGGUAAUGGAUAUCGCGCAGCCGGACAAUGGGCUCGCAACGUCAGCGGCGGAGUCGGCAAUACGUUACAAAAGCCCGACUGGCAGUACGAAGACCUAAAGCCAUUAAAGAAAGAUUUCUAUAACGUGCAUCCGAAUGUAUCGGCACGUAGCACCCAAGAGAUCGAAUUAUUCCGACAAAAGAAACAGAUUACUGUGAAGGGUGAUAAAGUUCCGGAUCCUAUCCAGUACUUUGAGGAGGGUAACUUUCCUGAUAAUGUAAUGAAAAUGAUCAGCAAAUGUGGCUUCCACGAGCCGACUGCGAUUCAAGCUCAGGGCUGGCCGAUUGCCAUGUCUGGAUACAAUAUGGUAGGCAUAGGACAGACAGGUUCGGGAAAGACUCUGGGUUACAUUUUGCCCGCCAUUGUACACAUUAACGCUCAAGAACGCUUGAAUUACGGCGACGGUCCGAUCGCGCUGAUUCUCGCCCCUACCAGAGAACUCGCUCAACAAAUACAAUCAGUGACGACCGAAUUCGGUUCUUUGUCGCACGUGAGAAGCACCUGUAUCUUCGGUGGUGCGCCCAGAGGCGGUCAAGCGCGCGAUUUACGCCGUGGUGUAGAAAUUUGCAUUGCCACUCCUGGACGUCUGAUCGACUUCCUAGAACAGGGCACGACCAACCUGCACAGGUGUACGUACUUAGUGCUGGACGAAGCCGACCGCAUGCUGGACAUGGGCUUCGAGCCUCAAAUUCGCAAGAUUAUCGAGCAGAUCAGGCCAGACCGGCAGGUCCUCAUGUGGUCUGCCACAUGGCCGAAAGAAGUGCGCACCCUAGCGAAAGAAUAUCUAAAGAAUUACGUACAGUUGAACAUCGGAUCGCUGACAUUAGCCGCCAAUCAUGAUAUACUUCAAAUUGUCGAAGUCUGCGAGGAACACGAGAAGGAAUCCAGGUUGAAGGAUCUGCUGGAAAAUAUCUACGCUAACGAGAACGGCGGCAAGAUUAUAAUUUUUGUAGAAACAAAGAAAAAAGUGGAGAGCAUUACGAGAAAUAUCCGACGCUUUGGUUGGCCUGCGGUAUGCAUUCACGGCGACAAGUCGCAACAUGAGAGAGAUUUUGUUCUUAGAGAAUUUAGGAAUAAGAAAACUGCAAUUCUUGUUGCAACCGACGUUGCUGCUCGUGGCCUUGACGUCGACGAUGUCAAGUACGUGAUUAACUUGGAUUAUCCGUCCUCGUCCGAAGACUACAUUCACAGGAUCGGCAGGACUGGCCGCUCGGGAAACGCGGGAACCAGUUAUGCCUUCUUCACACCGCAAAAUGCUCGACAGGCGAAAGACUUGAUAAAUGUGCUUAAAGAAGCCAAACAAGAAGUCAAUCCUGAACUGCUCAAAUUCGCAAUGAGCAGCGGUGGUGGUGGCGGCGGCGGCGGCAACAGAAGUCAUUGGUACGGAUACGGUUACCGUGGGAGAGAAAAUGUUUUCCGCGGAACGCGUAAGCGAUUCGAUACCAACAAGGUAUCCAAUUAUAAUAGAUGAUCCCGUAUAUAGGCGAAUCACAAUUCUAAAAGGCGGAUAAAGCCUUUACAGUAGGAGUUCGAUGUAAUGCCAUUAUGUUCGAUGUACACCCCUCACGAGCCAUUAUUUGGGCUUUUUGCACGUUACAACUGAUUGCCCCACCGUCGUCGUAACAGUCGUAGCAAUCCUAACAGUUGACAGCCGUGCGAAAUUACUCGUGCACUCGUAAUACGGCCAGCACUACGUGUUCUUCAUGACCCAAAUAUUGGUAUAUUGGAUAAUCAACAUGCAUUCAACUGUGUCAACGCCUCUUAACACUUGUAUAAUAGGAGGUUUUUUUUUACGAUUCUCAACUUUACGCGCAAUGUGUAAGUUAAAAAAUUGUACAAGUGACACCUAGUUACACAAUGUUAAAACAUAUGCCUCCUGGUGUACUACCGCAGAUAUAUGUGAUUCGUGAUGGAACAAGUGCGAGCAUCGUGUAUUGACACAAGUAUAAAAUGAAAGGUCUAGUGAUAUAGACUGAGUUAUAUAAGUGUAGUAGAGAAAAAAGAAGAGGAGAACGAAGAUAGUGCAAUACAAUUUGCGAGUGUUGGAUAAUUGUUUGCGCGAGUACAUAAUUGGAGGACUAUCCCCGUAUGCCUGGCAAUAGGCGGCUGUCGGACAGUCUCGACGUUCUGAAGAAAACAUGCGAUGUAGAGCCAUUUCUGAAAAUUUUGCACCCCUAUAAACCGGCGGGGGGCUGGGCAUUACAUUUUACUGUAUUAACCGCGUUUUAGUUCCCUUUACCAUUCCUAAGCUAUUUUUGAAACAUUCUUUUUUUUAUCAUCAGCUAGAUUUAUCUCGGAUAGUACAAGUGUAUCUGCUAAGUCGUAAUUUUUUUUUCAGUAUAUUGAAAGCGAUUUGCAAAAUUUAAACGAACGUAACUUGGCGAGGAAGGGCGUUCAACCGAACUUUUGAUCCGUUGGUAGGAUUUAUACGAAAUACUAAAAAACUCGUGAAAUCGCCUUGUGCUGAACGCAACCAUUUCGUUAGUUACGUUGUCUUCCUGGCUAAAUUACGCGUCUCUUUAUUUGAUCUCGAUAUUCGUAUACAGCGACACGUAUGAGGCAUGUACAAUAUUUAUCUGAGUUUGCGCCAAAUUUAUUUGUCAAUAAGUUUAUUUAUUGGAAGUGAAUGCGAUAAAAUGAUAUAUGAAGCACAGGAGAGCGAUUAAAGGCUGGUUAAUCAAUUGUCGGCGACGAAA
Molecule: messenger RNA, 2926 nt
Organism: Dinoponera quadriceps
Lineage: Eukaryota; Metazoa; Arthropoda; Insecta; Hymenoptera; Formicidae
Product: ATP-dependent RNA helicase p62-like
Exons: 8
Coding region: 109-1701 (530 amino acids)
Cellular component (GO): ribonucleoprotein complex; nucleus; cytoplasm
Molecular function (GO): RNA helicase activity; RNA binding; ATP binding
Source: RefSeq, a predicted model, not a curated record